AUGCGGGCCCCGAGAAGCCGUGACGUGGCGAACUGGGUCCCUGGUGUUCUGGCUGUGGGCGCAGGUGUCUGCAACAACGUAGUAGAAAAGGGGUCUAUCGACUUGCGGUCGCUGCCACCGGAGUCGAUGCUGAAGCCGUUGGCCACGGAGUCAUUGCGCACCAAGUCAUCCUUGGUCGUCAGUGGAACGGGCCGCUCGAAGGAGACGGUUUACUGGAAUAACGAUUGCCGUUGUUUAACGCAAUUGUCGAUCACGCAGCAGGUGUUCCAGGACGUGGAUGACGCGAAGGUAAAGUUGAACGAAUUAUUGUCCGAAGAGGAGUGGAAGAACUUGAAGAGAAUUACUCAGGCGGAUUUGUGGAAGUGCAAGCUAGUCUAUGUGGAGCUUGCGGCCAUCAUUUCUUUGUUUGUCGAUUGUCCUUUUGGGCGCGUCACAGAAAGAGCGGAGAGGAACGUAAGUGAUUGGCUGCAAGGCGUCGGGGGAUUCAGGGUUCAGAACCACUGGAUCGCAGGCUGCCUUCUGCAGUGUGCCGGGGUCUCUACGAGGAAAAUAAUUGACUUUAUCGUCGAUACUUUGGGAUACAUACCCGCUAAGCGGCGGACCUCCUUGGAGUGUCUUGGCAAGGGAGACUUACGGUAUCCGACGAGGAGAACUGUGGGGGACACAAGGCAGUUGCUGCUCGAGCGAGAAAAGAUUUUGGCUGCGGCCCCGAUUACGGCCCGGCAAUUUGUAGAGCAGAUCUUUCCGAUGGUGAGCCCUUGCUUGAGUGAACUUCGAGCGGGAGUUCCUCGACAGGUGGGACCCAAGCGGAGAACCCAACGACCAAGAUCACCAGCGGUGUACCUCCCGAGAGCUGGCUGCUUACGCAAACCACGUGGGGGCGCUGCUGCCGCUGUGGCAUCUCUCAAAGACGCACCCAGGAAAGCGCGUAAACUGUUGGGUGAACGCGCGAAGAAGUUGCUCAGAAUUGGGGUAGAGGACUUCGAAGCGUGCAGCUUGGACUAUGUAGAGCUCGGCACAAUUGUGGAUCAGCGUGUUCGGGACGCCUUCGGUUAUGUGAGCAGGAGUGUUCUGGUUAACACCGCAGCCACCUUGGAGGAAAGCACCAGGUCGUCGCAUGUCAAUGGGUGGAUAGCAGGGUGCUUGUUGCAAUAUGCAGAGGUACCGGUUCUGGAUCUAGUUGACUUCUGCGUGCAAGAGCUGAAGUACGCGCCGUCAAUGCUCUCGAGGCUGGAGUGUCUGAAACACUCCAACGCUCGUUUCAGAGCAUGGCGGACAAAUGCUCGGAAUCCGAGAGCACGGCUCCAGGAACUUUUACGCGGUCUACAUGAGAAGAUCUCCCUGUCGCAGUUCAAGCGAUUGACGUCCUUGAACGUUGACGAACAAGCGAACUUCGUCUUUGCGAGCCACCAUCCCCCGUUCAGGUCGCUGGACGCUCUUGACUGCACACCAUCACCCCUACCACCCCCAAGUCGACCACCCCCAAGUCUAUCCUCCCCCAGUCCACCCGCUCUGAAAAGGACGAACGCGUCCAGGACGCCGGGUUCCCCUCCACAGACAAUGGACCCAAUCUUUACAACAGACCCAACUGUCCGUGACCGAGACCUCCUCGAUCCCGCCAUGAUGUACUGCCACCCAGAUGAUCUCAUUCAAUAUCUUAAGUGGGUAGAGUGGGACUAUUAUUAG
Molecule: messenger RNA, 1686 nt
Organism: Gregarina niphandrodes
Lineage: Eukaryota; Apicomplexa; Conoidasida; Eugregarinorida; Gregarinidae
Exons: 1
Coding region: 1-1686 (561 amino acids)
Source: RefSeq, a predicted model, not a curated record